Penicillium riverlandense is the source of this 381-nucleotide messenger RNA. RefSeq names its product pyruvate transporter MPC1. The record is from RefSeq and is a predicted model, not a curated record. Gene Ontology annotation, biological process: pyruvate import into mitochondria. The transcript is spliced from 4 exons. Gene Ontology annotation, cellular component: mitochondrial inner membrane. The coding region runs from base 1 to 381 and encodes 126 amino acids. Lineage: Eukaryota; Fungi; Ascomycota; Eurotiomycetes; Eurotiales; Aspergillaceae.
AUGGCAGCUGCUAUCAAGGCCAUCAACGCCAAGAUCCGCUCCAACAAGGUGCUGGACUAUGUCUGCUCUACCCACUUCUGGGGCCCCGUCUCCAACUUCGGUAUCCCCAUUGCGGCCGUGAUGGACACGCAGAAGGAUCCUGAGAUCAUCUCCGGCAAAAUGACCGGUGCACUCACCAUCUACGCUGCCACCUUCAUGCGCUACUCUCUCGCCGUCACGCCUAAGAACUACCUCCUCUUUGCCUGCCACUUGACCAACUUUGGCGCCCAGACAACACAGGGUUAUCGGUACCUGAAGUACUGGCACUGGGGUGGCCGGGAAGCUCAGCUCGCUGCAGAGGGUGCUAAAGCGGGCGAGGCUGCAACUCAGGCUGGGGCGUAA